Phytophthora infestans T30-4 is the source of this 1104-nucleotide messenger RNA. RefSeq lists its product as uncharacterized. The coding region runs from base 1 to 1104 and encodes 367 amino acids. Lineage: Eukaryota; Oomycota; Peronosporomycetes; Peronosporales; Peronosporaceae. The record is from RefSeq and is a predicted model, not a curated record. The transcript has 3 exons.
AUGCAGCUGCCCACUGGAAUCCCAGUGCCGUUGUACCCGGGUGAAACGCUGCAGCAGUACACGCGCAAGUUUGAGUAUUGGCUGGGACAACGAGCUCAAAGUUUAGCUAAGCUACGCAAUGACCCAAGUCGAGAGCGGAAUUUUUGGUUUUCAUUCGCGUACCAGAGAGCCGAGUCGAUUUCCGAGAAAAAGAGAAGCAUUCCAAGCAACCCAUACAAUAAUCUAUGCUACGAGGAAGAGAUUAAAAGAGUGAGGCUCGAGGAGCGUCUACAAGUGGUUACUAGUGGAACAGCGCAAUUUGGAUCCGAGAUACGAGCGCAUAGCACAGCUGGUGAAGGUCACUUCCCAGUUGAGAGUAACGGCGAGCAAGUGACAGCUACGUCCUUGCCAGAUUCGCUUCCAGAUUGGGCAGUUGAGCUCAUUGAUCGCGUGGAGGGACUUGAAAGACAAGCGAUGUUUCUUCAACGAGAAGUCCGUGAUCUCCAAACUGCUGCUAGCUCUCAAAGCGACUCGCAUGGAGAUACGUCGUGUACGAAACCAAGUGACAUGAAGAGUGAUGCUGGGAUGUAUCCUGAGCAUAUUGAGUCCGUGAACAAUGAAGCUGAUGAGAAGAAGGGUACAAACGACGUGAAUCACGUCGUGUAUCCCGAAGAUAUAACACCCUCUACCCACAUUUCAACGAAAGACUACUCCGAGAUGAGACGAUUGGCUAAGGAAUAUUGUUGCUUGGCCAACCAAGUGACGGUAAAUGAGGUGGCGAUGGACGAUGCGCUUAAUUAUUUUAAGGAGGCCAAUGGAGUUGAUGGUUAUCAGGCUAUCGACAGGCGUAACCGAAUUAUGACGCUUGUUAUCUCGAUAAACCAGGAAAAGCGCAAACGAUCAGGUGCAUUGGUGGAUUUACUAAUCCACGAAUGGUGUGGAGAGGAGGAGAAGUUGCUUUCGAUCUUACAAGAAGAUUUAGCUACAACUCUCAGCAGCAAGGCCCAACACGAUAAACUGGUGGAAAUAUCGUUGCGACUUGAGGAAAAAUACGCCGAGUUGGACAGGUUGGAGGCGCAGUUUAGUGAGCAAGUUCAGUUGAGCAAACUGAAAGAGAUUUGCUGA